AUGGCAGGGGCACCAGGAGUUACCGAAGCUGCGUUGAAAGAGAAACUCGCCGCUUCACUAGGAGCUAUACAUGUCGAAAUCGAGGACAUGUCUGGCGGCUGCGGACAAGCCUACUCAGCCAUCAUUGUGUCGCCCCAAUUUGAGAAGAAGACGACGCUGGCUAGACAUCGAUUGGUCAACACGGCGCUAAAGGCAGAGGUUGCGGCUAUUCAUGCCUGGACGCCGAAGUGUUAUACGCCGGAGCAAUGGGAGACUUUGAGGGCCGAGGGAAAAGUGGAAAUUGCGACGGCGACGGGGAAGGAGACGAAUGGAGAGGUGGUUACGGAGACGAGAGCCUGA
Drepanopeziza brunnea f. sp. 'multigermtubi' MB_m1 is the source of this 339-nucleotide messenger RNA. RefSeq lists its product as uncharacterized. Lineage: Eukaryota; Fungi; Ascomycota; Leotiomycetes; Helotiales; Drepanopezizaceae. Gene Ontology annotation, biological process: intracellular iron ion homeostasis. Gene Ontology annotation, cellular component: cytosol; nucleus. Gene Ontology annotation, molecular function: 2 iron, 2 sulfur cluster binding. The record is from RefSeq and is a predicted model, not a curated record.